GGUCAUCGCACCGUACAUUCCUUGAACUGUGUCUUACAAAGCUCAGAGCGCUGCUUUAUAUGUACUCGAGUGCGAGUCUUCGGUCGACUUUGCUGCCUCUUUCUCGCCAUCCUUGCUUGUCGCUGCGUAGUUUCUCUCCUGUUCAACGGUGUCCUCGCUCUACUGUCUCUCCUGAGUCUCCUCUACCUAGACGCGGCAUGUCUGGACCAGAUGUUCCUGUUGCAACUCUAUCUGGUAAUGCGAGCGGGAACGCGGCAGAGCCGCAGCCUGCUCCUAUGCAAUGGAACUUCCCGACUUCUCCUAUGCCGCCUAAUCCUCUCGGAGAGGGUAGAUACAUCAAGACUGCGGCGGCUUUAGUUAUUGGUGACGAAAUCUUGAAUGGGAAAACUCUCGAUCGCAACUCGAAUUAUUUCGCCGGAUAUUGUUUCGAGAACGGCAUCAACCUGAAGCGCAUCGAAGUCAUUCCUGAUAACGAGGACGAUAUCAUCGAAGCCAGCCGGCGUUUGGUGCAGACUCACGACUUUGUUAUCACCUCCGGAGGAAUUGGACCCACCCACGACGACAUCACGUACGCAUCGCUAGCCAAGGCGUUCAACCAACCUCUCGCACAUCACGCGGAGACGCUGUCACGUAUGAUGAAAAUCAGCAAGCACCGCAUGGACAUCAUGAACCAGACCGCAGAGCAGCGCGAGGCUCGCGAACGCAUGGCACUCUUCCCAGCAAACGCGGAAGUAUUGUUCAUCGCGCCGGAUGUUUGGGUGCCCGUCGUCCGCCUAGAGGGCAAACUCUGCGUAUUCCCAGGCAUCCCGAAACUCUUCCAGCGGAUGCUCGAAGGAUUGGUACCGUACCUCCCACUGCCUCCUCCUAGCGAGCGACCAUUGCGGCUGCAGGUGUUCACAAGCUUGCCGGAGUCGUCCAUCGCACCGUACCUCACCGAGCUGCAGGCGCGCACGAAGGCCGAUGGUAUCCAGGUCGGGUCGUAUCCGCUGCUCAUGCGCGGCGUCUAUGUGGCCCUCAUCGGGCGCGGCGAGCAGGCUUUGCGCGCGCUGGCGGAGGAGGUGGCGGAGAAGCUGGAGGGACGCGUGCUCACGGAGGAGGAGGUGGCGAAGGAGAAGGCUGCGCUCUAGGCAUGUUCUUGUGUUUCGAGCUGCGAAACAGAUAC
This is a messenger RNA of Laetiporus sulphureus 93-53, 1162 nucleotides long. RefSeq names its product Molybdopterin binding protein. NCBI's taxonomy places the organism in Eukaryota, Fungi, Basidiomycota, Agaricomycetes, Polyporales, Laetiporaceae. The record is from RefSeq and is a predicted model, not a curated record. The transcript has 7 exons. Bases 198 to 1127 code for a protein of 309 amino acids.